Messenger RNA from Venturia canescens, 2386 nucleotides. Its product is annotated as nuclear pore complex protein DDB_G0274915-like. Bases 159 to 1970 code for a protein of 603 amino acids. The record is from RefSeq and is a predicted model, not a curated record. The transcript has 6 exons. Gene Ontology annotation, molecular function: metal ion binding. Lineage: Eukaryota; Metazoa; Arthropoda; Insecta; Hymenoptera; Ichneumonidae.
AGCGCUGACAAAGCGCCGAUCCGAUAAAAUUUACGAGCAGAAACAGCAGAAACAUGUGGGGUGUAUGCGUGCUGCAACAGUGUGCAAUAUGAUUUCAAACACAAUAUUUCACAGUUUCAACGUUUUGUGAACUGGGGUUAACCUCUGACGGAAUCACGAUGGUGGUAUGCAAAUAUUUCCAGCAAGGAACAUGUCGCUAUGGGCAAUAUUGCCGAUUUCAACACGUUACCAAUUUUGGUACCAACCAGGGCAGUACCAACAAACAAUUCGUAGAAGGAAAAAAUAUAGUUUUGGGAGUAGCAGAGGAAGUUUUAGCUGCCGAACGAGGUGGACAAUGGCUUCUCUCGUGUUUUGGUCCUUUAAAGGAACAGCCCUGCAUUCCUGGAAUGGAAGAUGUUUCUCCGGAAGAAGUUCGGUGGGAAAUGUAUCAGGCCCAAAAAAAUGGAACUGUCGAUCAAACGAAACUACAGUUUCAACAAUUAUGUCAAGCCAUGACUGCAAAACGUGAAGCUCUAAAAAAUCCUACUCAUGAAACUGCAGCUAUGUUGGAAAAAUUGCAAAAAACAAACAGAGAUGCUGGUUUUGGUGGGAAGUCGAAUUUUGCUCUGUCAACACCACAAAUGGGUCAAUCGACGAGUGCAAGUUCAAACGUUUUUGGAGCAAAGUCGUUUGGGACAACUGGAAAUCCCUUUGGGGGUGGUUUCACCACGACAGGAGGAGCUCAAACAUCUUCAAUAUUUGGAAGGCCUCAAACCACAAACACUUCAGUAUUCGGAGGAAAGCCAUCGUUUGGUGGAGCUUCGGUGUUUGGUGGUCAAGCAAACACGAGUUCAGUAUUUGGUGGCAAUCAAAGUAACAUGCAGAAUUUUGCAACAGCAAGUUCAUCAAGUAACUCAGUGUUCGGUGGAGGUACAGGCGGAACAGUGUUCGCACAGUCAACAUUUGGAACAACAAGUCAGUCGACCGGGCCAUUUUCGAUGUCACAAAGCGCGCAAUCAACAAGCACCAUUUUCGGAACCACGACAACAGCGACGAACAGUCUUUUUGGAGCUCCAACUUCGUCAUUGUUCGGAGGUUCAACGAGUUCGUCGAGUAUCUUCGGUGCAAACGCGGCCGCGCAACCGGGGAACUCAAUAUUCGGAUCUUCUGCUGGAAAUCCAGCAAUUUCAACGUCUAUAGGUUCGACUUCGAUAUUCACACUUCCAAAGAACACAGCGGCGUUUGGUGGAGCUCCAGUUUUUGGGGCGGCAGGAGGAUUCACUGCGACUCCUCAAGCAGCUCCCUUUUCGGGAUUCGGGGCAGCGCCGUCUUUUGAGAAUCCUACUAUUCAACCGAACAGUGUUUUUGGUGGAGCACAGCCGACGACUUUCGGAUCGAAUGCUCAGACGACCAGCAGCUUCGGGGCUUUAGCAGCUUCUGCAUUCGGCAAUGUCGCCGCGACAACAACUGCAGCACCUUUCGGUGCUUCGUCAGGUCCUUUCGGAUCAACUGCAACAGCAUCGCCGUUCGGGAGAAGCGCCGCUUUUGGAGGUUCCAUUCCACCAGGAAAUGAAACUUUCGGAGGAGCGCUCGCAUCUUGCGGUGAAUCGCCGUUUCCUCCGCAAGGGAAUCCCCCGCCUUUUGGUACAAUCCCUUCCCCACAAUCUCAACCUUUUGGAACUCCUACCUUUGGAAAUACUCCGAGCACUCCUUUCGCCUCGACGACGAGCACCACGACUACGAGCAAUCCCUUCGCUCCACGUUCUCAACAACAAACCAACACCCCUUUUGGUGUAGCACAAACGACCACAUCCUCAGGUGGAUCCUUUGGACAACCGAAUUUUGGCUCGAUCACAACACCUUCGAUAAUCGACGAUACCGCUUAUACAGUGGAGGGUAAAUUAACCGAUGAUGAAAAAAGCUCUUAUCUCGCCGAUCAAUUUAUCCUCGGUAAAAUUCCUACCAAACCCCCCACUAUCGAUUUACGAUGAGUUUUCAUUUUUCUAUUAUUGUCUUUGUUAAAAAUGAUUGUGCGCUGUGAUAAUUGUACCUUAAGUGCAUAAAAGAGCGCGAUUGUAAUGGGAAGAACUAUUCUUCGAGUACCGGUGAACAAAAUAGCUGAACAACUGAAUUAUUAUCUUCAAAUACUUGGUAAUAAUUUAUAUAUAAAAAUAUAAAUAUAUAUGGAAUAUGAAAUUCCAUUACAAUCUAUGCUCGUUCAAGUGUUUCCUACUCUAAGAAAGAAAAGUUUUCCUUCCUCUGAUGAUGAUCAUAGUUUUUAUUUUGUUUUUCUGCGACAUUUGAUUUUUCUUUUUUUUUCUCCACUACAAUUGCAAUGAGAACAUUUGUAUGUUGGCAGUUACAGUUGCAACUCGAAUAUAUAAUAUAUUAUUUUUUUGUAUCUCAA